AUGGCGGGGUGGCAGCAGCAACCGCUGCAGCAGCUGCAGCAGCAACAGCAGCAGCAGCAGCAGCAGCAGCAGCUGCUGCCGCGGGGCCUUGGUCUUGUCUUUGAAGAAGGCUACAAAGACAAAAGAAGGGCUCUUGACUGCUACAUCUUGGCCGCGCAGCUCGGGCAGCCCGCGAAGGCGUGUCUGCUGCUGCGGCCGCUGCAGCAGCAGCACUUGGGAGAUGCUGCUGUUGCUGCUGUUUUUGCUGCUUGUCUUUUGGAAACAAAUGACAAACAAGAAGCAAGAGAAGUCCUCGAGGGGGCCCUUUACAAGUUGCUGCCUUUCAGCGACGCCCAGCGCCUCAUGCUGCAGCUGCAGGCCGACAUCCUGCAGCAGCAGCAGGACGGCCAGCAGCAGCAGCAAGAGCAGCAGCAGCAGGACGGCCAGCAGCAGCAGCAGCAGCAGGACGGCCAGCAGCAGCAGCAGCAGCAAGACGUGCAGCAGCAGCAGCAGCAGCAGCAAGACGUGCAGCAGCGGCAGCAAGAGCAGCAGCAGCAGCAGGAGAAGCAGCAGCAGCAGCAGCAGCAGCAGCAGCAGCAGCAGGAGCAGCAGCAGCAGGAGCAGCAGCAGCAAACUGAAACGGCUGCUGCAGGCGCAGAGCCCCGCUCGUCCGCAGCCAAAGAGCGCGCCCAGCCUUCCGAAGCCGACUCCGCAGCAGCAGCAGCACCACCCAGCAGCAGCAGCAGCAGCAGCAGCAGCAGCAGCAGCAGCAGCAGCUUGCUGCAGACCAUGACCCCGCAGCAGCAAGACUGCCUGCUGCUGCUGUGCAAACUGGACUCCGACGAAGGCCGCUACAGCCACUGCCUUUCUCUUGUUGCUGCUUUCUUAAGGGGGGCCCCCCUUGCUGCUGCUCCCUUACCCCUCGCAGUUCUUGCUGCAGCAGCAAGCAUCCGCACAAACCAGCUGGACUGCUCAGCGGAGGUUGAGGCUCGACUGAACGCGGCGGCGCUGAGACGGCGGCCUUCGCCCCCUGCCAGCAGCAGCAGCAGCAGCAGCAGCAGCAGCAGCAGCAGCAGCAGCAGCAGCAGCAGCAGCAGCGGGGAGGCUGCUGCUGAGGUGGCGGGGGAGUUUGUGGAUUCUUAUUUGCUGCUGGCAGAUGCUUUUGCUGCAGCAAAUCGAGACAGCGAUGCCUGCCGUUUGCUGCAGCUGCUGCUGCAGUCUCCGGGCCUCGAGGCCGAUUGCACUCUCUCAGUGAAGCUGGCGAAUUCUUACGUGGCCCUCAACAGGACCGAAGAAGCAAUUUCAGUCCUUCAGCGGUGCAUCGCAGCAACGGAGGCCUGCUACCCCGGCCUGUCGGGAGUUCGAGAUGCUGCUGCUCGUUUGCUGCUGUCCAAUUUGCUGCGGCAGCAAGGAGCAAUUUUAAAUGCAGAUUGUUUGCUGCUGUCCGUUUCCUUCAAGGCCCUCUGGGACACAGAGUUCAUCCCAGACGCUUUGCCCCCGGAAGAAAGGGCGCUGCAGUACGAGCAGCUAAAAGAAGCUUUCAAAAAGCGACACGCAGCAGCAGCAGCAGCAGCAGCAGCAGCAGCAGCAGCAGCAGCAGCAGCAGAAGACGGGGCCCUGGCAGCUCGCUUCUUGUCUCUUGUAACAGAAUGCGAAUUAGAUAUUCGAAGAGUCAGCAAAGAAGCUCAAGAAAGAAGAGUCAAAGCAGCACAAAAAAUUAAACAUCCAAACAACUCUCCUAAAGACCCAACUCCCCACAAAUCCCCACAAAAAGACCCCCAGGGGGCCCCCCAGGGGGCCCCCCAGGGGGCCCCCCAGGGGGCCCCCCAGGGGGCCCCCCAGGGGGCCCCCCAGGGGGGCCCCCAGGGGGCCCCCCAGGGGGGAACCCAGGGGGGCCCCCAGGGGGCCCCCGAAGGGUUCACCCCCGCAGACUCCCCUAGGGGGCCCCCCGCUGGUGAGGACCCAGCGGGAGCCCCCGAGGGGGGCCCCGAGGGGGCCCCCGAGGGGGGCCCCCCAGGAGCUUGCGAAGGGGGCCCCCCAGGGGCCCCCGAGGGGGUCCCCCCGGGGGCCCCCGAGGGGGGGCCCCCAGGGGCCCCCGAAGAUGAGGGGGGCCCCCUGCAGCAGCAGCAGCAGCAGCAGCAGCAGCAGCAGCAGCAGCAGCAGCAGCAGCAGCAGCGGGUGGAGCGGCAGCUGGAGGGAUAA
Eimeria necatrix is the source of this 2181-nucleotide messenger RNA. Its product is annotated as U2 small nuclear ribonucleoprotein, putative. Bases 1 to 2181 code for a protein of 726 amino acids. Gene Ontology annotation, molecular function: protein binding. Lineage: Eukaryota; Apicomplexa; Conoidasida; Eucoccidiorida; Eimeriidae. The transcript is spliced from 8 exons. The record is from RefSeq and is a predicted model, not a curated record.